This is a messenger RNA of Phymastichus coffea, 4578 nucleotides long. It is a transcript of the gene ChT, whose product is annotated as high-affinity choline transporter 1. The record is from RefSeq and is a predicted model, not a curated record. Gene Ontology annotation, cellular component: plasma membrane. Lineage: Eukaryota; Metazoa; Arthropoda; Insecta; Hymenoptera; Eulophidae. Gene Ontology annotation, molecular function: choline:sodium symporter activity. Gene Ontology annotation, biological process: choline transport; acetylcholine biosynthetic process; transmembrane transport. The coding region runs from base 953 to 2752 and encodes 599 amino acids. The transcript is spliced from 9 exons.
UGUAGAUAGGUCGUCUGCUCACUUGCCUUAAUGGUGAUGCGAAAUCGAUAGCAAGGCUCAGUCAGCUCGUAAGCCUUGUUUCAAACGCGAUAUUGCUUAAGUUUUGCUGGAACAAAGUGCCUAGCUGAAAUUAUCACUUUGCAUUUACUUUCUCGCAUGUUUUAUCUCAAACUGACCCCAUACGUUAAGCAACUUCAAGCCUCCAAUCAUCAGUCUAGUUUUUAGGAAAGAAUCUACUAAAUACAAACAUCACAUAUAUAUCAGAAGAAAAAUUAUCCUGAUAGCAUUAAAGAGUAAAAGUAGUAACAAUAGUGUGUGUAACAUACACACACAUACCAGCUUAGCAAGUCAGACACUGUGAGAGAGUGAGGAGCAAGAGAAUACAAGAAGAAGAGGAAUUAGACAUGUAACCAGACUGAUACUGUCUUAGGUAUUUGAACGAUAGCGCAGGGAAAAUCGAUGGCCAUUAGCGCUCAUGGACGGCCUGGCGUUUAGGACGCGAAAUAGCCCCUCCCAAAAGACCUCACUCCGCUGGGGUGACUGCUGUCCCGUGAACUUCACGCCUUUGGUACGGCGCCCAGCGACCAGCAUUGCUAUAUUUAAUUCGCAGGGCUUCGUCAGAAUGCUCAGGAGUUUCCGGACCAUGAUACCUUUGCCUGUCUGAGGUUGUCCACCACUCUUACGUGACUGCGCUCCUAAGGGCAACAGCAGUCGGUAUCUUGCAGCCAACGUUUUUGCGGAAUUGACUUUCGAUGUUGUAGAUCUGGCAUUAUUUUUGAAGUCUAUGUUUCUCUUCCAAUCGCAUACAUGAAAAUUGACAAGGUUUUCGCAGUUUGAUAAGUUGAAAGAAGUUGCGAAUCUGUCAAACUUGUCUGAGUUCAGUGUGUUUAAAUUGGAAAUAAGGCCGGUUGAGCUUGAGUCAGCAUCAACAGAAGUAGCAACAGUAAUAAAAAUGAUAAAUGUAGCAGGGGUCGUCUCGAUUGUGCUGUUCUACUUGCUAAUUCUAGGUGUAGGAAUAUGGGCUGCAAGAAAAAAAGAAGCUGGCAAUGAUUCAGAAGAAGAGGUUAUGCUGGCCGGCCGCUCUAUUGGCCUCUUUGUAGGAAUUUUUACCAUGACAGCCACCUGGGUAGGCGGAGGUUAUAUCAACGGAACCGCCGAAGCAAUCUAUACGCGAGGCCUAGUUUGGUGUCAAGCUCCCUUCGGCUACUCACUUAGUUUAAUUUUUGGUGGUGUAUUUUUUGCAAACAAGAUGCGCCAACAAGGUUACAUAACUAUGCUGGAUCCUCUGCAGGAUGCAUUUGGUGAACGUAUGGGCGGACUACUUUUUCUACCAGCUCUAUGCGGUGAGGUAUUUUGGGCAGCUGGCAUUCUUGCAGCACUCGGUGCUACCCUUGCCGUAAUUAUCGAUAUGGACCAGGGUACAUCGGUAAUACUCAGUGCCUGUAUUGCCGUCUUCUAUACGCUUUUUGGCGGUCUUUAUUCAGUUGCCUACACCGACGUCAUUCAACUGUUCUGCAUCUUUAUUGGACUAUGGAUGUGUAUUCCUUUUUCUUGGGCACAUCCUAAAGUACUUCCUUUAAGUGGAAUGGAUGUAGACUGGAUUGGUAAAGUUGAUUCAAGCGAAUAUUGGUCUUAUCUGGAUAAUGGACUGUUAUUAAUUUUUGGAGGAAUUCCAUGGCAAGUAUAUUUUCAACGAGUUUUAUCCUCCAAAUCUGCAGGAAGAGCUCAAGUACUUAGUUAUGUAGCGGCUAUUGGUUGCAUUCUUAUGGCAAUUCCUCCUGUUCUUAUUGGAGCUAUCGCUAAAGCCACCCCGUGGAACGAAACAGGUUACAAGGGUCCUUAUCCAUUAACAGAAAAGGAGACAAGCAUGAUUUUACCAAUGGUUCUGCAGUACCUUACACCAGACUUCGUUUCAUUUUUUGGUCUGGGAGCCGUAUCAGCAGCUGUGAUGUCAUCAGCGGACAGCAGCAUCCUCUCGGCAAGCUCAAUGUUCGCCAGAAAUGUAUAUAAACUGAUAUUUCGCCAAAGGGCUUCGGAAAUGGAAAUAAUCUGGGUGAUGCGCACGGGCAUAGGGGUAGUAGGAGUUUUGAGCACAAUAAUGGCUCUAACCAUCCCCUCAAUUUACGGGUUAUGGUCUAUGUGCUCAGACCUUGUAUAUGUGAUCCUGUUCCCGCAGCUGUUGAUGGUCGUGCAUUUCAAACCCUACUGCAACACUUAUGGCAGCCUUUCAGCUUAUGUAAUAGCAUUUAUUGUACGCAUAAGUGGUGGUGAACCAAUAAUGGGCUUACCUGCCCUCAUUCACUAUCCCGGCUAUGACGAGAAAAAUGGAAUACAGAUGUUUCCUUUCCGAACUAUGGCCAUGCUCAUUUCUCUUGUCACUCUCAUUGGCGUUUCCUACGCUACACAGGUGCUCUUCCUGAGUGGCAGACUUGCUCCAGGCUAUGAUUACUUCCAUUGCGUUGUUAAUAUUCCUGAAGAUGUCGAACGGGUCGGCCCUGACCCAGCAGAGGGUGAACAAAUGGCAGUUCUGGCAGCUGGUGCCGGUAGGCUUUACGGCAGCAAGGACGAAUCAAACGGGCGAGUGAAUCCAGCACUCGAACCGGACUACGACAUGGAGCCAGAUUACUCAGCAGUACAGCCAGAGCAAGCGAUGCCGGUUGGCAGUAGAGAAGACUUUCUUACACAAAUUGGAGCACAACAACCUUCGGCCCUCAGUCAUACUCGCCAGGUCCACAACAGCACCGCUUUUUAAGCUCGCCUAAACAUCUUCUGACUCCGUGUUCGGAUGCUGUGACUAACAAUAACCGUGGCAACACGGCCACACUUUUCCAAUUCAUUUAACUACUUUAUUUGCAUCAAAGAAUUAGUUUUUCUAUUUUAACAUUUCUACGCUUUCUGAAAAAAAAAAGAUUUUUCUUUUAUUCCUUUAUUUUCCUGCAUUUUUUCAUUUUACUCGUGUGUCUUGGAUAAAAUUAAGAGAUAGUAGUUCAACAUAGUAAAAUAUUUUAAUUUUCUUUUUCAUUUUUCAAAGCCGUGUUGUCUCUUAGGUCUAGUAAAAAUUGUUUUUAUUUCAAAUUUAAAGUGAAACGUUUUAACUAUAACCAGUCUUAAAAUUUAUCAUUACAAAUUAAAAUAUAUAUUUUAUUUCAAUGGCGACCAUGCAAAAUGGUGGCCAUUGAAAUAAAAUAUAUAUUUCAAUGGCCACCAUUUUGCUGGCUAAAUCCAAUAUUUAUGGAAACUGAGUUAACACAAUUGAGUUCUUAUUGUUUCAGUACCGUUUUGAAAUGUAUCCAUAUACAACAAAAACAACAUUCGAUCUAAAUUUCUAAACUUACGAUACAUAGUCGGUUUUUGUAAACAUUUUGGUUAACCAAAUAACUUGACCUAAAGUUUGCUUGUGUAGUUAACAAAGUGAAUAUAUUGUUAUACUAUAAUAUAUUUUGAAAAUAUAAAAAAUUUAAAUAUUCUAAAAUCUAUAAAAAUCACCAUGUACCAUAAGAUUAGUAAAUUUCGUAAAAGUUUUUUCCGUGUAAUUGGACAAAUUUAACAAACAUUUUAAUGUGUCUGUUAUAAAGCAAUUGUUAUAAUAUCAUUAUAGAGUGCUAAACCGUGCUCUACUAUGUGUUUUUGUUAAAUAAUUUAGUCGAGUAAGCUAAAGAAAUUCUUAUAGAUGUGAAAUGGAGAAAAUUCAUGGUUCAUUAAUUCAAAAUAUACAGAUGAAUCAAAUAUGACUUCGAAAACAUUAAUUUAAACAAUGAUUCCGAAAAAAUUUGGAUAUACUGUUUAAAAGGAUCUCAAACAUACUUUAAACUAUACUACCAAAUUCACGAUGAAAUGUCUUUGCUGUAAACCGGUUUCGCUGGAGCACUACUAAGCUGCUUUCGUAAAAUAUUAGAUUCUAAAAAAUAAGUAACAAUUACGUAUUCUUCAAAUACCCGAAUCUUGUUUAAUAAGAAAUAUGAUUAUAUUCGGUUAUAGCACGCUUCAUUAUGCGAAGUAAAUUAAAACAUUUUUGACACUUUAUCCCCAAAGUACGUCUUUUCCACACGGUUGGCGAAAAACGACUGUUGAAAAUCGUAUUUUCCACACGUCGUAUCAAAAAAUACGGUACGACACAUGUUCAGGAAUGAGUUUCUCGUCUCCUAUGUUUUUUCACCCUCGCUUUGCUCGGGCGUAAAUGUUACACAAGACAGGAAUCUAGUUUCCCACACUUGUAUCGUAAUGUACUAUUAUAAUUUAUCAACUAUUUAGUAACAUAUCAUUUUAUAAUACACACAUACACACGUGAGUAUAUAUGAACUAACUUAAACAUAUGUGUGGAAGAUAUAUUUGUGUUUGAAGAUACGAGGUUUUUGAUGAGGUCAAAGUUUCGAUCAUCAAUUGAGUUGUGUGUUACUUAUUGUUUAUGUUUAUUUCCAAUUUUUAUAUUCUUCUCAUUAAUUUAUAAUCAGGAAUUCUAUAUUUUCACGUUUUACUCGCGUUAAAUAAUAAUAUUCUAUUGAAAAUAUAGUUUGUAAAUCUGGCUCCAUUUUAAACGCCGCUUGAAAUUCUCCGCAUAAGUUUCAUAUAAUUACAUUA